AUGGCACCAUAUGAGGCGCUUUAUGGGAGGCCGUGCAAAACACAUUUAUGCUGGACCGAAGCUGGAGAAAGAAGAGAGUUUGGACCCGAAAUUGUAGAAGAGACGAUGAAAAAGUUGGAGAUCAUUCAAACCAAUAUGAAGAAAGCGCCGGACAGACAAAAGAAGUACGAUGAUCAAUCAAGGAGAGAAAUGGUGUUCAGUAUUGUGUCAGCUCAGAAAGGAAAGGAGAGAUUCAGGAAGAUCGGGAAACUAGCGGUAAGAUUCAUUGGGCCUUACCAGAUUAUACAACGAAUCGGAGAGGUAGCUUAUCGUCUAAACCUACCUGGAGAGAUGCAAAUACAUCUGGUAUUUCACGUAUCAAUGUUGCGGAAACAUGUUCAUGAUCCCAACGCUAUUGAGACAGAGCAAAUUGAAAACCUGCAAACAAACCUCACUUAUCUAGAGGGACCAAUCCGAAUAGGUGAACGUCGGAUACGAAGAUUGAAGAAUCGAGAAAUUCCUCAAGUCCAAGUUUUCUGGGGUAAUCGGAACCGUGUAGUUGUGACCUGGGAGGAUGAAUCAAGAUUCAAAGCAUUGCAUCUAGAGUUCUUCCACGAAGAUGUAGUGAUGGAAGAAGGGGGAUCACCGUCUAAUACGGGGAGGAGGAUGUAA
Messenger RNA from Brassica oleracea var. oleracea, 651 nucleotides. RefSeq lists its product as uncharacterized. The record is from RefSeq and is a predicted model, not a curated record. Bases 1 to 651 code for a protein of 216 amino acids. The transcript has 2 exons. NCBI's taxonomy places the organism in Eukaryota, Viridiplantae, Streptophyta, Magnoliopsida, Brassicales, Brassicaceae.